AUGUCUCGGCAAUCCUCCAUAACUUUCCAGACCAGCAGUCGCAGGGGCUUCACCAGUGCCUCAGCUACCACCCCAGCAGCUGGACGCUCCCGCUUCAGCUCUGUCUCAGUGGCUCACACCUCGGGGGGCAGCAGAGGGCUGGGAAGGAUCAAUGGUGUUGGGGCCAGCUUCGGAAGCUGCAGUCUCUACAAUCCGGGGGGUACCAAACCGAUCUCAAUUGGUGAGUGCAGCAGCAAUUUCCAAAGUGGCUUUGGCAGCAGGGCUAGCAAUGGGUUUGGAUUUGGAAGUGGGGUCAGCAGUGGAUUUGGCUAUGGGGGUGGGGCUGGAGGGGGCUUUGGGAGCACUGGCUUUCCCGUCUGUUCCUCUGGUGGCAUCCAAGAAGUCACCAUCAAUCAGAGUCUCCUGACCCCUCUCAACCUGCAAAUCGACCCCAUCAUCCAGCAGGUGCGGAAGGAGGAGCGGGAGCAGAUCAAGACUCUCAACAACAAGUUUGCCUCCUUCAUUGACAAGGUGCGGUUCCUGGAGCAGCAGAACAAGGUCUUGGAAACCAAGUGGAACCUGCUGCAGGAACAGGGCUCCAAGACUGUGAGGCAGAACCUGGAGUCCCUCUUUGAGGACUACCUCAAUGGCCUCCAAAGCCAAGUGGAAAAUAUCACCAUUAAGAAGGACAGGCUAGACACUGAGAUGAGGAACGUGCAGGAUAUCAUGGAGGAUGUCAAAGUCAGAUAUGAAGAUGAAAUUAACAGGCGCACGGCUGCUGAGAAUGAACUUGUGGCUCUGAAGAAGGAUGUGGAUGCUGCCUGCAUGAACAAGGUGGAGCUGGAGGCCAAGUUCAAUGCCCUGACCGAGGAGAUCAGCUUCUUCCACAUGCUCUAUGAAACAGAGCUGUCCCACAUGCAGACUCAGGUCAGCGACACGUCCGUGGUCCUCACCAUGGACAACAACCGCUGCCUGGACCUGGACAGCAUCAUCACCGAGGUUAAGGCCCAGUACGAGGACAUCACCCACCGCAGCCGGGCUGAGGCUGAGUCCUGGUACCAGACCAAGAUGACUGCAGGUCACAGCAACGACCUCCACAACACCAAACACGAGAUCUCUGAGAUGAACCGCACGAUCCAGAUGCUGAGAGCUGAGAUUGGCGGCAUCAAGAAGCAGUGCUCCAACCUGCAAACGGCCAUCACUGAUGCAGAACAGCGUGGAGAACUGGCCCUCAAGGAUGCACAGGCCAAGCUGGUGGGCCUGGAGGAGGCCCUGCAGAAGGCCAAGCAGGACAUGGCGUGUCUGCUGCGUGAGUACCAGGAGCUGAUGACCAUCAAACUGGCCCUGGAAGUGGAGAUCGUUACCUACGACAAGCUGCUGGAGGGCGAGGAGUGCAGGCUGAAUGGAGAGAGUGUUUCUCCAAUUAACAUCUCUGUGGUCACCUCCUCCAUUUCCAGUGGCUACGGGAGUGGCAGCAGCAUUGGAGGUGGAAGCCUGGGUCUCAGUGGGCGCAGCAGCUACUCCUUCACCACCAGUGGUGGGCACAGCCUGGGUGCAGGACGGGGGAGCUCCGGCUUCAGUGCCAGCAGCAGCCGGGGCCUUGGGGGCAGUGGCUCUAGCAUCAAAUUUGUCUCCACCACUUCCUCCAGCCAGAAGAGCUACAAGCACUAA
Messenger RNA from Choloepus didactylus (southern two-toed sloth), 1650 nucleotides. Its product is annotated as keratin, type II cytoskeletal 75-like. Gene Ontology annotation, biological process: keratinization; intermediate filament organization. The record is from RefSeq and is a predicted model, not a curated record. Lineage: Eukaryota; Metazoa; Chordata; Mammalia; Pilosa; Megalonychidae. The coding region runs from base 1 to 1650 and encodes 549 amino acids. The transcript has 10 exons. Gene Ontology annotation, cellular component: keratin filament. Gene Ontology annotation, molecular function: structural constituent of skin epidermis.